This is a messenger RNA of Anopheles maculipalpis, 4024 nucleotides long. RefSeq lists its product as uncharacterized. The coding region runs from base 11 to 4024 and encodes 1337 amino acids. Gene Ontology annotation, molecular function: double-stranded RNA binding; tRNA-specific adenosine deaminase activity; double-stranded RNA adenosine deaminase activity. NCBI's taxonomy places the organism in Eukaryota, Metazoa, Arthropoda, Insecta, Diptera, Culicidae. The record is from RefSeq and is a predicted model, not a curated record. The transcript is spliced from 10 exons. Gene Ontology annotation, biological process: RNA processing; adenosine to inosine editing. Gene Ontology annotation, cellular component: nucleolus; cytoplasm.
CGGCAGCAACAUGGAUACCAGUGCAACAACCAACACCAACAACAAAAUCAACAUAAGCAAUAACAAUGCGAUCAACGACAAAAACAACACCAGCUAUCCAUCGUCCGCAAUGCUGAGCCCAUCGCCAAGGCGGGGAACUAAGCGCAAAAUUACGGCAGUUGGUAAUGGGAUUUCUACAGCAAUACGGAAACGACGCAAACUCCAGAACGCAUCCAAGUCGGGUGAGUCGCGGAUGGAGCAGGUUCCGCAAACCAAAAACACAGUUGCAGUACUCAACGAGCUAAAGCGUAACCUGGUGUACAAAGUUGAAUCACAGACUGGGCCAGUCCAUGCGCCGCUCUUCACAAUAUCGGUAGUGGUUGACGGUCAAAAGUUCGUUGGAACCGGGCCGAGCAAAAAGUUGGCCCGCGUCGCAGCGGCGGCUUCCGCUUUGCACAGCUUCAUACAGUUCAAAGAUGGAGCAACACUAACACCGAUCGAACCGCUGCAAAACGUGGACUUUACUAGCGAUGAUCCGAUGAUCGAAAAUAGCAUCUUUCCACUGUCAGAUACCGUGCCCGGUAUGCAGGAAAAAAGUGUCACCGCUGGUGGAAAACCUGUGCCUGAAAACAUUACAGUCAAUUCAAACAACUCGCUACACAGUAACAACAACAACAACAACAACAGCAGCAGCAAAAGCCCAUAUAGCAAUAGCAGUUGCAUGAAUAACAGCAGCAUUAAGCCGAUUGCUGUCAACCGCCAGUGUGACUUUAGCGGUAAUAACACGGUACAUUCGCACACCAACACCAACAGCAGUAAAAGCGUCGUGGUGCUGCCCACCAACGGCAACAACUGGCAGCGAAAGGAAGUGAACGCUACCGGCAGCCUGCAUUCCAAUGCCGACAGUGAGAAGCAAUCGGCCCUAGAGAAGUCAUCAGCAGCAGCAGCAGCACCAACACCAUCCCCGGCAGCCAUCAGCACCAGUGCGAGCAGCGUACGAACGGCCCAGGCAGCAGCGUCCAGUAUCGUAACCAACAUUGCAGCUACUGGAACCACUUUCAACGACGGUUACGAAAAGUAUAUCAGAGGUAGUACUGGCGGUACCACUACUGUCACCGCUUCCACCACCGGUACCACCCUCAAAACUUCCAUCGCCGCCAUCAUUCCCCUAGAACCUAACCCAAACAUUCCGAAACCCACCAGCAACAGUAGCACGAGCGCUGCUGAUUCCAUCCACCAUCCGUGCGCCAAUAAGAACACCCAUACUAAUAAUCAUAAUAAUACCGCCACCAUCCUAAUGCUGCCGCUGGCCGGCUACGUAAUGUCAUCGAGCGAUCAGCUGCAAGCGAAUACACUUUGCACCACCAUCACCACCACCAGCACCGCCACCGUGGCCGACAAGCAUGACGUAAAGCCGCUACCGAGUGAGGCUGGUGCGUUGCGGACGCUAAAAGCGAAACACUCGAAAUCGACCACCGCCAGCAACGCGACACUGUCGGCUGCGAGCGAUUUGCAUCGCUUUGUCAACUAUCUCCAGUACGAUACGUUUAUGCUAAACGGCACGAAGGAGCAGCAACCGUGCCAUACCAACUAUUUUAACAAGUUCGGCCACUUUGACUCAUCCAUCAAUUCGUACCUGUCCCUGCGUAAUGAUCUCACCAACAUGAACACCAUCACCACCACCACCACCACCACAGCUACUAAACUGACCAGUAAAGCACUCGCAAAGGAUGAUUCGGCCAGGAAUAUUCCCACCAGUGACACUACCGUCGGUGGCGGUGUUGGUAAUGGGGGUGGUGGGGGUGGGGGUGGCGUCGGCGGCGGCGGCCUACCUACCACUAACACUAUUGCGAACGGUACCACUAAUCCGACGACCGCCAUUGUGAUCGUUACCUCGCCCACCGCCGUAAUUACGACCGCCGGCGAAAAGGGUUACAUGCGCGAUUGUCCGGGCUCCAACACGGUUAGCUAUCCCUUUCCCAACACUGCCAUCCCGCCCAACCUGAGUCCCUACGCACAAAACGGUCAUCGGCAAGUGGUUGAAAAAAUUCAACAGAGCUUAAACUUAUUUAAAAAUACGAAUGAAAAGGCUCUAGCAUGGAAGAAACGUUUCGAAAAGCUAAAAGUGUCGUCUGGCACCGCACUGCGCAACAGCGGGAAUGUUGCAUCCGGCCAUCACCCGAAACCGCAGCCGGAGAAAGGACCAGUGAUGCUUUUGCAUGAACUAUUUACCGAUGCCCAUUUCGAGUGUGUCUCGUCCGACGGUCUUCAGCAUUCGAAAUUCACUGUCGUCGUUACAGUCAAUGAUAAUCAGCGCUUCGAAGGUACCGGACCGUCGAAGAAGAUGGCGAAGAAUGCGGCGGCAAAGGCGGCACUCGCCUCGAUAUGCAACAUCUCGUUCAGCCCGCUGCAGCAGUCCAAGUUUGGGCUGAUAUCUGCCGGCACCAGCAAUGGUUCGAUCGGUGGCCCGAGCGGUGUCACGCUGAACGGCGAUAACAGUUUUACGCAGAACAAAAACUUCGAGCUACCGCAAACGUUCGCCGAUGCGGUGGGCAAACUGGUGAUCGAAAAGUUCAAUGAGGUGAUGAAGGGCAGCGACGUGUACAGCCGACGCAAGGUGCUGGCCGGGUUCGUCAUGACGCACGGGUACGACGUGAAAACGGCACGGGUAAUUUCACUCGCUACCGGUACGAAGUGUGUUAGCGGCGAGCAUAUGAGCGUCACCGGCUCGGUCAUCAAUGAUUCCCAUGCGGAAAUCAUCGCUCGGCGCGGCCUGAUGGACUUUUUCUACAGCCAGCUCGAUUUGCUCUGCCAGCAGACGAUGGCUGCGGCAUCGUCCGAAACGGCAGCAGCGUUGGCCGUCCACGAAUCGCUACCACCACCCGGACAGGAAAGCGAUCCCGGUGCGGCCGACCGGCAUGCACGGCAGGAAAUAAUAUUCAACAAACCCGGCGACGGUUCGAACCUGUACACGCUGAAAGAGGGCAUUUAUUUCCAUCUGUACAUCAAUACGGCGCCGUGCGGUGAUGCGCGCGUGUUUAGUCCACACGAGAACGAUAGCAUGGAUGUGGAUAAGCAUCCUAAUCGGAAAGCGCGCGGCCAGCUCCGGACAAAGGUUGAGUCGGGUGAAGGAACCAUUCCGGUGAAGAGCAGCGAUGGCAUCCAAACUUGGGACGGUGUGUUGCAGGGCCAGCGGUUACUGACCAUGUCGUGUUCGGACAAAAUCUCACGAUGGAACGUGCUCGGUUUGCAAGGUUCGCUGCUGGCAUCGAUCAUUGAGCCAAUCUAUCUGCACUCGAUCGUGCUAGGCAGUCUGCUGCAUCCGGCGCACAUGUACCGAGCUAUUUGUGGAAGGAUAGAGAGUGCCAUACAGGGGCUUCCGCCACCGUAUCGUCUAAACAAACCGAAACUAGCGCUUAUGACGUCGGCCGAAUCGCGGAAUCAAACGAAACCGCCCAAUUUUAGUAUUAACUGGAUCACGAACGGUACCGAGGUGGAGAUCGUCAACUCCUUCACCGGCAAGCUAAUUAACAACAACACCAACACGAACAAGAUGUCCCGGCUGUCGAAGCAAUCGUUCUACCAGCGCUACUCAACCGUCAUUGCCCGGCUUCCCGGCAUACCGUGCCGCGAUGUAAAGCCGACCUACUUCGAAACGAAAAUGUCCGUCGCCGAGUAUCAGCAGGCAAAGCGCGAACUCUUUGCCGCGUUCAGCAAGGAGGAUCUGGGCGAAUGGUUAAAGAAACCGAUCGAGCAGGACCAGUUUACGCUGAUCGUGGCGAAGGAGAGCGAUGGACCGCCGCCACCGUACGCUAACCAACCCCAAACAGUGCCAAUGCCAACCGACGGGACGGGCAAUCCUAUCAUCAACAACACCACCACCAUCACCACCGCCGCCGCCGUCGCCGUCACACCGUUUGCCAGCAAGCAUCAGCGCAACUAUACGUCGAUCGUCGGAGCGUAUAUCGAUAGUAGCAGUGCCGCUACUAGCACCAACACUUCCGUAGAGCGUAAUAACAAUUCUAGCAGUUCUUCAGGUAGUUAG